UUUAUUAAUUUUGCGGGAAAUGCAACUUUCCUUUUCAGAGAAUGUUGUUGUUGAUUUGAAUGCAUAUUCCAGCUCUAUGAAUGACUAUGUUGGAGGGCAGCAUUUUUACCACCUUUCCUCCCGCCCCCUCAGAAGGAGACUUAACAGUGUGUGAACAGAAUGGACAGAUGGUCAGUUUACCAAGCUCCUCUAAACCCUAUAAAAAGCCAGCAGGGUACCCAGAUGUGAAUAUUUCUGGUAGUGGAUCAAGCAGUUUGACCCACCGUGAGAAUGCGAAAUCAGCCUUCCUACCUCACAACGAGACAGUAUGGAAGAGAGCCCUCCAUGCCUGGUAUGAAAUGGGGACACCAGGUGUUUUUGAGGAGAUAGUUAAUAGCAGUCAGGAAGUCCCUGAGUGUGUAGGUGUCCUGGCCAAGAAGACCUUGACCUUUGUCCGAUGGGCAAACUCUCUUCAUGGAUCUGUCUUCCCUCAUCUCUCUAUGUCUAAUGAAGAAAUCAUUACCAAGUUUACAGACAUAUCUAACUGGCCCCGUAGUCCAGUACGUGCCUUUGCCUGGCAUCCUCAUACACUCAAAUUUGCCUACGCCCUUGGUGAUGAUUCGAUCAAAGUGCAUUCUGGGAAAAGUGAUCUGGUUCCCACUCUCAAACAUAAGCUACAGAAAAAUGUUGCUGCUUUGGCCUGGCAACCUCAGUCAGCCUCUGUCCUAGCUGUUGGCUGUCAGUCCUGUGUUCUUAUCUGGCAUGUAGAGCCCACCUCACUAGCUACCAGACCAUCUACAAGUUCAUGUCAAGUCUUACAGCAGACUAACCACUCCCCCGUGACCUGUCUGGCGUGGGACCCCAGUGGUAGGAUCCUCCUCUCAGCCUCACCGGUGGACACCUCUCUUAUGGCUUGGGAUGUUCCUAUGGAGACUUGUGUACCACUCCGAAGACACGGGGGUGGGGGCGUGUCUCUCUUGCGAUGGUCCCCUGAUGGAUCCAAAGUUUUUUCAGCCACACCAUCCCGGUUAUUCAGAGUUUGGGAAACAAAGAAAUGGACCUGUGAAGUGUGGACGAAAUGCACAAGUCGCUGUAAGGCUGCAUGCUGGAGUCCAGAUGGUAGAACCUUACUAUUUGCCACUGAAAAUGAGCCAGUCAUAUACUCCCUUACAUUUUCCACCAGUGAAGAUGAUACGUCCACUGUGAUUGGUGGAUCUCAGUCAGCUGUUGUGUCUGUCAAUCUGUCAGAGGUUGAAAUAGCCACUGUGGAUGGGAAUAUGGUCAAGAUUGGGGGACAUGUACAAAGUAUGGUGAUGGAUCGACAUGGGGAAAGAUUAGCUGUAACUCUACAUGAUGACAGGGGUCAGGUUCUGCCAUUUGUAGCUCUCUUCAGGACAAAGAUAAACCCCAUGUUGGAGAUUACUCCAUGUGGAUUAAUACAAGGAGAACCUGGAGAAUUCCCCCAACAGAUAUCAUUCCAGCCAAAUUAUGACAAGGGGGCAUUACUCUCCAUCAUUUGGAGUUCCUCCGUGUUACGCUACGUACCUCUUUACUUUAUCUCCAGUGAUGAGAUACAGAACAUUCAAUAUCGUCAUCCUCCCCCACCCACCCUCAACGGACACCUGCUGUCACCCAUAUCCAGACCCACCUGAACCGACACACGGUGAUUCUACAGAAUGUGACAAGGAAUGUAUUUAAAUCAUGUACGGUAAUCAUUAGGCAGAAUAUAAUCGUGUCAUGUAUAGAUGUGUCAGUAAAUAUGGACAUGUGUAACAUGGAUUCUUUGAAAAAGUGGAAGUUGCAGAUGUGAAUGUUGUAAAGUCAUGGCUAUCAGAUCAUGCUAUGUGUGUACUAAGUCAAGGUUCAGCUCAUGUGUAGGCUGUUGUCUAAUUAAAGCAAUCUUUAAUUAACACUA
Molecule: messenger RNA, 1894 nt
Organism: Saccostrea echinata
Lineage: Eukaryota; Metazoa; Mollusca; Bivalvia; Ostreida; Ostreidae
Product: aladin-like
Exons: 16
Coding region: 81-1631 (516 amino acids)
Biological process (GO): nucleocytoplasmic transport
Cellular component (GO): nuclear pore
Molecular function (GO): protein binding
Source: RefSeq, a predicted model, not a curated record